Messenger RNA from Ustilago hordei, 1116 nucleotides. RefSeq lists its product as uncharacterized. The transcript has a single exon. The record is from RefSeq and is a predicted model, not a curated record. NCBI's taxonomy places the organism in Eukaryota, Fungi, Basidiomycota, Ustilaginomycetes, Ustilaginales, Ustilaginaceae. The coding region runs from base 1 to 1116 and encodes 371 amino acids.
AUGCGUAUGCCAACCCGUCGUUCCCUAACAGUCUCCCAACCCACCUCCGCCAAACUGCCCCCCGCUCCCCAUCCAAACCUAAUGCUAGUCGUCCGAUUCCUCGUCACCGGUCUCGUCUGCCUCCUCUCCCUCGCCACCGCAAUCAUCUGCAUUCUCGUCGUCGAUUACUACAACUCUCAUGAUCCCAUUAUCCGACCUUCAUGGGGAUCUCUGAUCUUCCUCAUCGUCCUCGGCCUCUUGACUCCGAUGAUCUAUUUCGGAUACAACAUCUUCCUCCCUUUGAUGCCGUUUAUCAACUACGGCGAUUUCCUUUACUCCUUGUUCAUGGUAAAGAUCGAGCUGCUGCUCCAAUUCGCAAUGUGCGUUCUCUGGAUAUCAGGUGCACUAGCAUAUGCCUGCGAUCUUAGGGGAAAGGAAAACUGUCAGUUUGAUUCAUACUGGCAUUAUGAGAAGCCUGAGGAUUUCAACCAUGUUUGCGAUCUUAUCAACUAUGCGGUUGGAUUCGCCUACGCCACCUUUGGUGUACAAGCGUUUCUAUUCGUCAUCGAAACUUUCUACGGCCUCUACAUCUUCCUCCUACUCGAUCAAGAGAGUCUGAACGAACCUCACUUUGAAUGGGGUAGACGCGCGUACAACUACGCUCAACAAGCAAAACAAACCCAACGUCAAGCCGCCAUUUCCCCCUCUUCCCCUCCUCGCGCUGCAGCUUUGGGUGCGACUAGUUACCGCGAUACCGGUCGACGUAGCCCUACUACUUCCGCCGCUUCAAGUUCAGGUAGAGGCAGCAGUGGUCGGGGGGGCAGAAGAGGAGCAGCCUAUGCAGAUCCAGAAAUGGAAUCGAGCGCAUCCACCGCUCCAAUCUCGCUAGGUAGUAGGGGUAGAAGAGGUACAGCUUACGGCGGAAUGGCGGAAAGAAGCCAAGAUGAGGAAAGUCAGAUCGCUGGUAGACCGCUUUCGGUGGAUAGCGAGGAUAGGGUGGCAGGCGGGCCCCUUGCGUCGGCUGCCGCCGCGGGCGGUGGAGGUGCCAGGGCGAGUAGUAGAGGUGGUAGUAGGAGAGGCCUACUGUCCGAUGAAGAGUCGGGUUGGCAUUUGAGAGAGCAAGAUAGCGAGCGAUAG